AUGUUCAUAUCUUCAAACAGGCCAACUGCAUCUCCUGCGAUUUCCGUGACCUCGGUCUCGGACGACGACGAGGAUUUGGAGAACUCGGCAUUCUAUCUCGACGGUGACAACAAGACUCGGGUUUUGCCGGCUCAAUUCUCUUCGCGCCUUAGUUCAUUGUCCAUCUCAGAGCCGAGGGAUCGCACAGCAGCAUUAUCACUUGCCAAUAGCCUUCCACCAGAAGUUCUUAUCCAUAUUUUCCGCCUCAUACCCCUCCUCAAGGAUCUAUAUGCGUGUCUCCUAGUUUCACGGACGUGGUGUGCAUGUGCCGUUGAGUUGAUGUGGCACAAGCCAAUGGCAACCAAAGCCUCAUCUCUUUGGAAACUUCUCAACGCAUUUGGUCGAAAUGACCUCACAUUCCGCUACGCCUCAUUUGUUCGAAGGCUUAACUUCAUGGCCUUUGGAAGCGAGCUCAACGAUCAUAUGGUCUCCCGCAUCGCGGAUUGCACGCGCUUAGAGAGGCUUACUUUGGUCAACUGCACCAAUCUCACGGACGAAUCACUCGUAGCCAUUCUUAGCAAGAUGCCCAAUUUGGUGGCUCUCGACCUUACGAACGUAUCAUCAGUCUCAGAUAGGAGCAUAGCCGCCCUUGCGUGUACUGCGUCUCGGUUACAGGGCAUCAACCUUGGUGGCUGUAAACUGGUUACGGACGAGGGAAUCAUCCAACUCGCGACCCAUUGUGUCUUGCUCCGCCGAGUCAAACUGGCUGGCCUUCAAGUAACGAACCGAAGCGUUAUUCAUCUCGCUAGGCAAUGCUCCCUUCUACUCGAGAUGGAUCUUAAUGGCUGUACGGCCAUUACUCGGCCUGAUUGGGCCGCGUUGACCGACGACGCAUUCCCCGUUCCAGCCGACUCACAACCCAGGAUGAUUACCAGCCCAAAUGGCAGCCAAUCGCCUCCUCUCCUUCUGCCCCCGGAGACCGGGUUGACGAUGACCCGCAGCUUCGAGCACCUUCGUAUUUUGGAUCUCACUGGCUGUGUUUCUCUCACCGAUGCUGCCGUUGAGGGUAUCAUUUCCGUCGCUCCGAAGAUCCGAAAUCUUGUUUUGGCCAAAUGCACACUCUUGACGGACAAUGCGAUUGCGAGCGUGUGUAAACUUGGCCGAUACCUGCACUAUUUGCAUCUGGGACACGUUUCCUUAAUUACAGAUCGAGCAGUCAUUCAACUCGCCCGAACCUGCACGCGUCUACGAUAUGUUGACUUGGCGUGCUGUACCCAAUUAACGGACCUGUCCGUAUCAGAACUUGCCACCCUUGUCAAGCUUAGGCGAAUCGGACUGGUGCGGGUUAUCAACCUGACAGAUCAAGCGGUCUUUGCUUUGUCCGAACGACAAUCCUCCCUCGAGCGGAUACACUUGUCCUACUGUGAACAAAUCACUAUCCCUGCGAUUCACUUUUUGCUGCAACGACUACACAAGCUAACGCAUUUGAGCUUGACUGGAAUUCCAGCGUUCAGGAGGGAGGAACUGCAGAGAUAUUGCCGGACACCACCCAGGGAAUUCAACCCAAGCCAACGAGCUGCGUUUUGCGUCUAUUCUGGCAAGGGAGUUGCGGACCUACGUAGAUAUCUCGAGUACUUAAGCUCAACUGUUGAUGGCAUGCGGGGCCCAACUACUUCUGAUACAGAGGAUGAGGGUGACGACGACGAUAUUUCCCAACUCGAAGACUUCAUCACAUAUCCCCAACUGCCUAAUACAGGUGCCGUACAUCCCAACGGACAGCCCGCAGGCCCUUCCCAAGCUUCUAACCAGAGAACUCCUGACACCAACCCUACCCAUUUUUCGACUUCGAAUUUGAACCUGGGUAUAGCUAGCGGCCAGUCAGGAGAAAUGUAUGCGCCAGUACCAUACAGACCAGGAGAAUCAAGCUCUCCAACCGCAACAAUCGUGGGGGGCUCAAGGCGUAUUGUCUCUGGUAACUCCUCGGCCUCUGCUUCUUCUGUGGGGAUUCCGACGCCAGACUUGGUCUUUGCGGAAAGUGGCGCAUCUCUGUCAAGUGGUGCAACUAUCCGAGCACCACCAAGGCAAAAUAGUCCACUGAGGGUAUCACACCCUGUGUAUUUUGCAUCCACUUCAUCCCACCAUUUGAUCGAUACAUCUCAGCCUGAACCUACCACGCUGCCUGGAGAUCGGGUAUUGGCGCACAGUGUACGUGAAGCGCUCAGCGGCGGAGAUAUUAGUGGCUACCAAGUUGGUCCAGAGGGGGGAAGCGACACAGAUACUCCAGCAAGCGUAUCCGGUGUUAAUACGAGUUCUAGCGCAGGCCCAAGCUCCAGUACCAGCAACAACACCGGACGCGGGCGGUUGAGGAUGCUGCGUGUUUCGGAUUAUGCCAACGCGCUACCCUGGAAGAGGAGCAGUCGAAGAGGAAACGGCGAUGGAGAUGGAGAUGCCGGUGGUAGCGGGAAUGCGUAA
Molecule: messenger RNA, 2451 nt
Organism: Rhizoctonia solani
Lineage: Eukaryota; Fungi; Basidiomycota; Agaricomycetes; Cantharellales; Ceratobasidiaceae
Product: SCF E3 ubiquitin ligase complex F-box protein grrA
Exons: 5
Coding region: 1-2451 (816 amino acids)
Biological process (GO): SCF-dependent proteasomal ubiquitin-dependent protein catabolic process
Cellular component (GO): SCF ubiquitin ligase complex
Molecular function (GO): protein binding
Source: RefSeq, a predicted model, not a curated record